AUGAGGAUCUCCCAAUUUCUCUCUUUGGGCCUGGUCCUUCUGGGCGCUGUCGACGCUGCUCCAGUCGAACAGCGUGGUACUGCUGUUGAUCCUACGAACAAUCAAGCCGGAUGGGGAAGACGCAGCGAUACCAGUGUCGACCUUGCUGAUAACGAAGCUGGUUGGGGCAGACGAGGCACCGCAGUUGACCCUACGAACAACCAGGCAGGCUGGGGAAGACGAGGUGAUACAUCUGUGGAUCUCGCUGAUAACGAGGCUGGUUGGGGCAAACGCGAUACUGCAGUAGAUCCUACGAACAAUCAAGCUGGCUGGGGCAAAAGAGGAACUGCAGUUGACCCUACCAACAACCAGGCAGGAUGGGGAAGACGUGGUACCGCAGUUGACCCUACCAACAAUCAGGCUGGCUGGGGCAGAUAA
This is a messenger RNA of Trichoderma aggressivum f. europaeum, 417 nucleotides long. RefSeq lists its product as uncharacterized. NCBI's taxonomy places the organism in Eukaryota, Fungi, Ascomycota, Sordariomycetes, Hypocreales, Hypocreaceae. The record is from RefSeq and is a predicted model, not a curated record. The transcript has a single exon. The coding region runs from base 1 to 417 and encodes 138 amino acids.